Molecule: messenger RNA, 2957 nt
Organism: Sapajus apella (tufted capuchin)
Lineage: Eukaryota; Metazoa; Chordata; Mammalia; Primates; Cebidae
Gene: GOLGA5
Product: golgin A5
Exons: 13
Coding region: 250-2454 (734 amino acids)
Biological process (GO): retrograde transport, vesicle recycling within Golgi; Golgi organization
Cellular component (GO): Golgi membrane; Golgi cisterna
Source: RefSeq, a predicted model, not a curated record
CCUGCAGGUGGCUGUUCUCGGCUCCCUGCCAUUCAGGCAGCUCGAAAGCCACUCUGUUUUGGGGGCCUCGCGCCCCUUCCACGUCUCCCGGAAGCGGUAGCAGGGCCCGGGCAGGUAGGGUAGGUUUACUUAGUUUGGGCCCCUUCUGGGCCCGCUAUUGAGGGGGCGCGGCCCAGGACGGCGAUUAAGCCGUGGGUACAGCUUCUCCGGAGUCCUCAGGUUUGUCAAUAGGAUUAUUCUGCUGCCAUCAUGUCUUGGUUUGUUGAUCUUGCUGGAAAGGCAGAAGAUCUUUUAAACCGAGUCGAUCAAGGAGCCGCAACAGCUCUUAGUAGGAAGGACAAUACCAGCAACAUCAUACAUAGCAAAAAUACUGAUUAUACUGAACUUCACCAGCAAAAUACAGAUUUGACAUAUGAGACUGGACCCAAAGCUACCUACAUUUCAUCAGCAGCUGAUAACAUUCGAAAUCAAAAAGCCACCAUCUUAGCUGGCACUGCAAAUGUGAAAGUUGGAUCUCGGACACCAGUGGAGGCCUCUCACCCUGUUGAAAAUGCAUCCGUUCCUAGGCCUUCAUCCCAGUUUGUGCGAAGAAAAAAGUCAGAACCUGAUGAUGAGCUGCUGUUUGAUUUUCUUAAUAGUUCACAGAAGGAGCCUACCGGGAGGGUGGAAAUCAAAAAGGAAAAAGGCAAGACACCUGUCUUUCAGAGUUCUCGGACAUCAAGUGUCAGUUCUGUGAACCCCAGUGUAACCACCAUCAAAACCGCUGAAGAAAAUUCUUUUGGGAGCCAAACCCACGCAGAAGCUGCCAAUAACUCAGAUUCUAGCCAUGAAGGUCAAGAGGAACCUUCAAAGGAAAAUGCAUCAUCAAAUGCUACCUGCACUGAGCACACCCCAGCACCUAAUGAUGAUGGUGGCAAAUCACAUGAACUAUCUAACCUUCGACUGGAGAAUCAGCUGCUGAGGAAUGAAGUUCAGUCUUUAAAUCAGGAAAUGGCCUUGUUACUUCAAAGAUCCAAAGAAACUCAAGAAGAAUUAAACAAAGCAAGAGCAAGAGUUGAAAAGUGGAAUGCCGACCAUUCAAAGAGUGAUCGAAUAACUCGAGAACUUCGAGCCCAAGUCGAUGACCUGACUGAAGCUGUGGCUGCAAAGGAUUCCCAGCUGGCUGUACUGAAAGUGAGACUCCAGGAAGCUGACCAGCUGCUGAGUACUCGCACAGAAGCAUUAGAAGCCUUACAGAGUGAAAAAUCACGAAUAAUACAGGAUCAGAGUGAAGGUAAUAGCCUGCAGAAUCAAGCUCUGCAAACUCUUCAGGAAAGACUGCAUGAAGCUGAUGCCACUCUGAAGAGAGAGCAGGAGAGUUAUAAACAGAUGCAGAGUGAGUUUGCUGCACGCCUUAAUAAAGUGGAAGUGGAACGUCAGAAUUUAGCAGAAGCAAUUACUCUGGCAGAAAGAAAAUAUUCAGAUGAGAAGAAGAGAGUUGAAGAACUGCAGCAGCAAGUCAAGCUAUAUAAGUUGAACUUGGAGUCUUCUAAGCAGGAAUUAAUUGACUACAAGCAAAAAGCUACUAGAAUACUCCAAUCUAAGGAAAAAUUGAUUAACAGCUUGAAGGAAGGCUCUGGUUUUGAAGGCCUAGAUAGCAGCACUGCCAAUAACAUGGAGCUGGAAGAACUUCGGCAUGAGAAAGAGAUGCAGAGGGAGGAAAUACAGAAGCUGAUGGGUCAGAUACAUCAGCUCAGAUCCGAAUUACAGGAUAUGGAGGCACAGCAAGUUAAUGAAGCAGAGUCAGCAAGAGAACAGUUACGGGAACUGCAUGACCAAAUAGCUGGGCAGAAAGCAUCUAAACAAGAACUAGAGACAGAACUGGAGCGACUGAAGCAGGAGUUCCACUAUAUAGAAGAAGAUCUUUAUCGAACAAAGAAUACAUUGCAAAGCAGAAUUAAAGAUCGAGAAGAAGAAAUUCAAAAACUCAGGAAUCAGCUUACCAAUAAAGCUUUAAGCAAUAGCAGUCAGUCUGAGUUAGAAAAUCGACUUCAUCAGCUAACAGAGACUCUCAUCCAGAAGCAGACCAUGCUGGAGAGCCUCAGCACAGAAAAGAACUCGCUAGUCUUUCAACUGGAGCGCCUUGAGCAGCAGAUGAACUCUGCCUCUGGAAGUAGUAGUAAUGGAUCUUCGAUCAAUAUGUCUGGAAUUGACAAUGGUGAAGGCACUCGUCUGCGAAAUGUUCCUGUUCUUUUUAAUGACACAGAAACUAAUCUGGCAGGAAUGUACGGAAAAGUUCGCAAAGCUGCUAGUUCAAUUGAUCAGUUUAGUAUUCGUCUGGGAAUUUUCCUCCGAAGAUACCCCGUAGCACGAGUUUUUGUAAUUAUAUACAUGGCUUUGCUUCACCUCUGGGUCAUGAUUGUUCUAUUGACUUAUACACCAGAAAUGCACCACGACCAACCGUACGGCAAAUGAACCAAGCCUGUUGUUGCAGUGAUUGGUUAUCUUUUUCUAGACUUGGGAUCUGCGAGAAGGCCAAUUGCCUAACAUUUCUGAGAACAGUGCACAGGAUUACUUUAUCACUACAGCUUUUAACUUUUUAAGUUAUUAUACAACUGUUCUGCUACCUAAAUCUUCCUAUUUCCUUUAAAUGGUAAGAGUUCCCAAAACAGUAAUUUCACAAGCUCAGCUCUGCUUUUCCUGAGUUCAGUGGUCCUAAUAUAUAUGUAGAGAAAGAUGCUGGAUUGUUCACCCCUGUACAGACCAUCUGUAUAUUAGGUGACAUUGAUUAUGGAUUAUAAUCAGGGAAAUUAAUUGUAUUUAGUGACAAAAAUAAAACGUUUUCUUUUUUGAUAAUUCAGUCUGCUUUUGGAUUUUCAUAUAUUUAACUUUGCAAAGAAGAUUUGCUUUGUACAUGUUAUAGGCCUGAUUGAUGUAAAUCUUUUUAUAAGUACCUAAAUAAAAGAAAAAUGUGCAUU